Onthophagus taurus is the source of this 1732-nucleotide messenger RNA. RefSeq names its product tryptophan hydroxylase (gene Trhn). Lineage: Eukaryota; Metazoa; Arthropoda; Insecta; Coleoptera; Scarabaeidae. The record is from RefSeq and is a predicted model, not a curated record. Gene Ontology annotation, molecular function: iron ion binding; tryptophan 5-monooxygenase activity. Gene Ontology annotation, biological process: serotonin biosynthetic process; aromatic amino acid metabolic process. Gene Ontology annotation, cellular component: neuron projection.
AAUAGAGAAUCGCAGUAAACCGUGAUUCUGCCAAUCAGCCUCUUGGGGGAUGCGCAUUCGGGGACGAAGUAGACGUAUAAGAACCGGUGGAACCUCUUUAAUGCCAUUAGAAAGGCUGCGAACGCUUCUUGCAACACGUCCUAACUAAUAAAGUCGAAAAGAAAAUUUCUCCAAGAUCAUGAGUGGUUCUGGAAAACCACUCCUCGGGUUAUGGCUUUACAGAAGUGGUGAAGAUUGGACUAUUAAAGAAGAUUGUCCGAUUACAAGUGUUAAGGUUGCAGAUGAAACCCCUCAAACGGAAAUCGUGGAGCGCAUCUCGAUUAUAUUUACUUUAAAAAAUCAAAUUGGAGGGUUAGUAAGAGCUUUGCAAGCAUUUCAAGAUCUUGGUAUUAACGUUCUUCACAUCGAAUCCCGACCGUCGCUAAACGACGGCUCUCAAACAGAUUUUUUAGUCGACAUCGAAUGCGAUAAAAAAAAAUUAGAACAAGCCAGCAUUCUUUUAAAACGCGAAGUUUUAACGAUGGUCAUUGGUACUUUUGGUGGGGACGAAUUCAUCCCCCCAACGCCACUUUCCGCAACUGUUAGCUUCGAUUUCGAUGAUACGCCGUGGUUUCCUAAAAAAAUUUCCGAUUUGGAUAUGGCCCAACACGUUUUAAUGUAUGGUACUGAAUUGGACGCUGAUCAUCCGGGAUUUAAAGAUCCCAUUUAUAGAAAGAGAAGAGAACAAUUUGCUAAAAUUGCUUCUAAUUAUAAACAUGGUCAACCAAUUCCUAAAGUUCAAUACACCCCCGAAGAAACUAAAACUUGGGGAAACGUUUUUCGAGAACUCCAAGUACUUUAUCAAAAACACGCUUGCAAGGAAUACUUAGAAAAUUGGCCCCAACUCGUAAAAUAUUGCGGUUACCGCGAAGAUAACAUCCCUCAACUUCAAGAUAUUAACGUCUUUUUAAAAAGAAAAACUGGAUUUCAACUACGACCAGUCGCUGGAUAUUUAAGCCCUCGAGAUUUUCUUUCAGGGUUGGCUUUUCGCGUUUUUCAUUGCACCCAGUACAUUAGACACUCUUCAGAUCCUUUUUACACCCCAGAACCAGAUUGUUGCCAUGAACUUUUGGGACAUAUGCCGCUUUUGGCGAAUCCGAGUUUUGCCCAAUUCUCUCAAGAACUCGGUUUGGCGUCUUUAGGCGCUUGCGAUGAUGAUGUUAAUAAAUUAGCCACGUUGUACUUUUUUACCGUUGAAUUUGGACUUUGUAAACAAGACGGGGAUUUGAGAGUUUACGGAGCGGGUCUUCUCAGUUCAAUAGCUGAGUUAAAACAUGUUAUAGCGACACCGCAAAAAAUAAAACGAUUUGACCCCGAUGUAACUUGUAAAGAGGAGUGUAUUAUAACGUCUUAUCAAAAUUCUUAUUGGUACACCGAUUCGUUCGAAGAGGCUAAAGAAAAAAUGAGGAAAUUCGCUGAAACGAUACAAAAACCGUUUGGAGUUCGUUAUAACCCAUACACUCAAAGUGUUGAUAUUUUGAGUAACGCGCAGAAUUUAACAGCUUUAGUUUCGGAAUUAAGAGGCGAUUUGUGCAUCGUUAAUAGCGCUUUAAAGAAAAUUAGCGCAAGAGAUAAUAAUGUUGAUAUCAAUAAGAUAUCAAGUUUACUUCGAACUGGGUUAAAUGAUGAAGAAAAUGUCCAAUCAAAUUUAUCUGACGUUUAAAUCUUAUGGAUGAUGCAAAUUUAUUAUAUU